Clunio marinus is the source of this 210-nucleotide messenger RNA. The record is from the annotation of a GenBank genome assembly. NCBI's taxonomy places the organism in Eukaryota, Metazoa, Arthropoda, Insecta, Diptera, Chironomidae.
AUGGAAAUGCGUUGUUCUGGUUUUUCUUUGGAUCAAAAAAAAGAAAUGAAAAUCGCCCUUAGUGGAACACAUGAAAUCAGACACGAAAUUUAUGUAAAAAGAUUUCCUCAUUCGCAUUUCAUGAGAUUCGAGAACGAAUACCGCUCAGAAUCAAAUAAAAUAAGAAAAAAAGCAAAGAAAGACUUCAAAACAACGACUCAAGAUGCUUGA